AUGCCUGCCAUCGACAAUGAAAUCUCGGGGAAGUUGGCCUUAGUCACAGGCGCCUCAGGCGGAAUAGGAGCUGCCUGUGCGCGUGAUUUGUUCGCGAACGGAGCAAACUUGGCACUUACUUACUCCUCGAAUAAAACCUCGGUCGAAACUUUGGUCCAUGAGCUCUCUCAGAAGGAUGGCUCGAGAAAGAUCACCCCUCACCAGGCUGAUAUGGCAUCGGACGCCGAUCUAAAGCGGUUAUACGACGAAAUCAAGUCUGCUCAUGGGAAAGGCCCGGAUAUCCUCAUUGCGAAUGCGGGAUAUGGAAAGCGAACGUCAAAUAUUCUCGACAUUGAGAUUGAAGAAUGGGACUAUACGAUCAAUGUCAACCUGCGGGCGAGCUUUAUUCUUACAAAACUCGCCGUGGCGCAUAUGAUUGAGCAGAAAUGGGGCCGUAUUAUCUACAUCUCAAGUAUCGCGGCUGGGGGCACGUCGAUCAAUGGAUGCCAUUAUUCAGCUUCGAAGGCUGGAGUCCAAGGUUUGUCAAAGAAUUUGGCAAUCAAGUUGGGCAAGGAUGGUAUCACUUGUAACGAUGUUGCUCCCGCCAUGAUCACCGGCACUGGGAUGAUUCCUGACGAGGAGUUCUUGAAAGGCACGCCUGGGGAUGUAAAGAACAUUCCCGUGGGCCGCGCAGGUACGACACAGGAGUGUGCCAAUGUUGUGACGAUGCUAUGUCGGACUGGAUACAUCACAGGGCAGAGCAUUUUACUCUCUGGCGGCCUCAAGUAG
Pseudocercospora fijiensis CIRAD86 is the source of this 768-nucleotide messenger RNA. RefSeq lists its product as uncharacterized. The coding region runs from base 1 to 768 and encodes 255 amino acids. The record is from RefSeq and is a predicted model, not a curated record. NCBI's taxonomy places the organism in Eukaryota, Fungi, Ascomycota, Dothideomycetes, Mycosphaerellales, Mycosphaerellaceae. The transcript has 3 exons. Gene Ontology annotation, molecular function: oxidoreductase activity, acting on the CH-OH group of donors, NAD or NADP as acceptor.